AUGUCUUCUAGUUCUUUACCUCUCGUGCGGCUUCCUGAGCCGUACAAGACCACCUAUCGGUUGCAUGUCGUUUCCAGCGAUCAAAAGGCUCGCACGUUCCAAUUGCUCCGAGCUCCCCGUGAAGAUGAAGGCAUACCCCCUCCUAAGCCAUUGGACCAUGCGCUGCUGCGCUUUACGGAUCUGAUGCAGCCGAAUGCGUCCACCACACCUGAAGAUGGAAACAAUUCUCCCUGGGCCCGUGCCCAGAGGAGCCCGGUUACACAUUUCUCUUGGGAGGGCUCAGAGACACCUACGAUAGGUCAGAUCUGGAAUGUGAUCUAUGCCAUCCAGACACUACACAGUGACUUUGAGGUCUUCCGUGCAGUCCUGUCUGGCGCCGGUAAAGACCUCAUCUCAAGAGAGCUCCGAGCUGUAGGUCUUGCGAUUGACCACCCUGAGCCUUCCGCGGCGCCGGGUAAGCCUGUGCCCACAUCUACUGGCCACCUAGGAGAGUUGGUUUUCUUCCGCAGCAGCUUUUGGCAAGGUGCUGGUUCGCCUUUUGGAACCCGUCCCGCUUGGGUGUCUGAUCCAGGCAUCUACAGUUACAUGCGCAAGCCCUUGAACAACUACCCUACCCGUCCUCGCCAGCACAUGGUAACCACCGGGUUUCCUGAACGUCGAGUCCACGCCCUUCAUCCCGUCCGACCUCCCAAGCCAGCCGCUGGCUCUCGCGUGUACAGCAGGUACAUCCCACACUUGGACGAGUUCUUUUCGGUUUUUGCGCUCGAUUAUAAAAAUCCAGAGCACCUUGGACUUUUCAACAAAUGGCAAAAUGAUCCACGUGUUGCUCAGGGCUGGAAUGAAACUGGAACAUUGGAUGAGCAUCGCGAGUAUCUGCGAAAGAUCCACGAAGAUCCGCACCAGAUGGCUGUCCUAGCCAAGUUCAAUGACACGUUCUUCUCCUACCACGAGAUCUACUGGACGAAGGAGGACCACCUCGGCGCAUACUACGAUGCUGGAGAUUGGGACCGAGGCCGUCACUCCCUUGUUGGGGACGAGAGGUUCCGAGGACCACACCGCACUAUUGCAUGGUGGUCUGGGUUGAUGCACUAUAUCUUCCUAGACGACCCACGGACGGAGUUCGUCACCGGCGAGCCGAAAUACUCCAACCUGGCCCCAUUGACCUAUGACCACGCCACUGGCAUGAACCUUGCCAAGCUGGUCGACCUACCACACAAACGCUCGGCUCUCAUACUCGGCAGCCGUGAAAAGUUCUUCCAUGUAGCACCUUUGCGAUUUGACGGAUCCGACACCCUUGACCGGAACCCCUUCCGGUCGCUUAAGCUGUGA
Molecule: messenger RNA, 1329 nt
Organism: Penicillium brevicompactum
Lineage: Eukaryota; Fungi; Ascomycota; Eurotiomycetes; Eurotiales; Aspergillaceae
Product: GNAT family N-acetyltransferase
Exons: 2
Coding region: 1-1329 (442 amino acids)
Biological process (GO): siderophore biosynthetic process
Source: RefSeq, a predicted model, not a curated record